AGACAUUAAAAGAGAAACAAAAAGAGUUUUACAAUUAUUUUGUGUCAAGUUUCCCCUGAUAGAAAGAAACCUUGCCUUGAAGUUCCUCAUUGUCACUCUCGAAAGUUUCUUGUAAUGCAUAACGGCAUGUGAUUUCUCUUUAGGCUUCGUCUUGUGUUGGUGUGUUCCAUAUGCUUUUCUUCACUGUGGAGCUUUGAGAACUACAAUAUCAGAGGAUCGUAAUUUUAAGUUGACCAGCGUGCAUCAUGGGGGGUGAGAGUAUGAAACUGAGUAACGGCAACCUAUCGUUGUUUGACGGCUUUGAUGACCUGUACAACGACAACAUCUCCGAUUAUGACUAUAAUGACUCAUGCUGUGAGGAGCGUGACUUCUGUGAAAUCAGUGAUACUAUGAAUUUUGGGGCAGUGUUCAUACCUAUUCUGUAUUCUGUGGUGUUUAUUGUGGGUUUCCUGGGGAACGGAGCGCUGGUGGGUGUUCUGGUUAAGAGCAGGAGGAGCUGGAAUGUAACAGACACCUUCAUCCUCCACCUGGGUGUGGCAGACAUCCUGCUGUUGUUGACGCUGCCCCUCUGGGCUGCACAGGCUGCCCAGAGUGAAGGAUGGACAUUUGGUACACCUCUCUGCAAGAUCACUGGAGCUGUUUUCACGAUUAAUUUCUACUGCGGGAUCUUUCUCCUGGCCUGCAUCAGUUUGGAACGCUACCUGUCCGUCAUCCAUGCUUCCCAGAUGUACUCCAACAGGAACUCCAAGGUUGUUCAUAUCAGCUGUGUGGCUGUGUGGGUCUUCUCCAUGAUCCUCUCAAUCCCUGACUGGAUCUUUUUAGAUGCUGUAACGGAUGACAGACGAAACAGAAUAGAGUGUGUUCGCAACUAUUUCCAGUUUAACAACCAGACAGUAAGUGACUGGCGACUGGCAUCACGAACGCUCUACCACAUUGUGGGAUUCCUGCUGCCCUCAGUUGUCCUGAUCUUCUGCUACUCCUGCAUUUGGCGGCGGUUGCGCUGUGGCAUCCAGGGUCUCCGAAAGCAGAGAGCUUUCAGGGUCAUUGUUGCGGUGGUAGUGGUUUUCUUUCUCUGCUGGACACCAUACAACAUCACACUCAUGGUGGACACAAUUUAUUCACACAGGAGCAAUGAAACAUGUGGAAUUGGUUCAUCUCUGGAGAAAGCCAUUAUAGUGACCACUUCAAUAGGCUUCCUCCACUGCAGCCUCAACCCCAUCCUGUAUGCUUUCAUGGGCGUGAAGUUCCGUCUUCAGCUCUUAGACAUAAUGAGAACUCGUGGCUGGACAGUGAAGAAAAAUGCCAGAGUUCAGCUUGACAGGACGCAUGUGAAGAGCACCACAUUUUAAUAAGUUUGGCUUCCCAGUUCAAUUCAGUUUUAUUUCUACAUCUUCAACAGCAGUCCAAAUUCUCUCAUGAUGCUUUACUGAACCCAGAGCCUGAAACUCCCAGAGUGGGCACAAAAUUCCUGUUUAACGGGAAGAAUCCUUGAGGUGUGCUCAAAGGUAGAGAGACAGCAAAGAAGAGAAA
Mugil cephalus (flathead mullet) is the source of this 1530-nucleotide messenger RNA. Its product is annotated as C-X-C chemokine receptor type 3-like. The transcript has 3 exons. Lineage: Eukaryota; Metazoa; Chordata; Actinopteri; Mugiliformes; Mugilidae. Gene Ontology annotation, biological process: regulation of leukocyte migration; G protein-coupled receptor signaling pathway; inflammatory response. Bases 246 to 1349 code for a protein of 367 amino acids. Gene Ontology annotation, molecular function: C-X-C chemokine receptor activity. Gene Ontology annotation, cellular component: membrane. The record is from RefSeq and is a predicted model, not a curated record.